Messenger RNA from Oppiella nova, 495 nucleotides. The record is from the annotation of a GenBank genome assembly. Lineage: Eukaryota; Metazoa; Arthropoda; Arachnida; Sarcoptiformes; Oppiidae.
AUGUCUGUGAGUCCCAUAUUCAGAGUAAUACCCGAUUAUGAGGGCUGGAAGGAGUUGGAGUAUAAUAGGAUAUCAGAGCUGUUAUGUGCAUCAAAGGAUCAGAUUGCGAGAUUGACUACUAAUAAGACUGAGGGUCAUAUCCAGGUGUGGCCUGAAUUGGAAAGUGAUCCCGUUAUUAGAAACUUGUUUACGGCUAUAAUACUGUUUAACCCGAAUCGACCCAAUUUAACGCAUAGACAUAAUGUCCAACUCGAACAACAGUUAUACAUAUAUUUACUGCAAAGAUAUUUACUAUUAAAAUGUCGAUCGGAAUCGGAAUCAAAACUACAGAAUCUGAUGGAAUCACUCAAAGACUUCAAUACUCUAAGAGAAAUACAAAUGACAUUUGGAUUACAGGAUUGUAAACAAUAUUUCGGACCUCUUAUUAGGGAAAUAUAUGAUUUCGACAAUAACUACAAUACAAAUACUACGUGCUCGGACAGGGAGGGCGGGUAG